AUGGCAGAUCGAUUUCCGUCCCUAGACGACUUCGAUUCCGGAGCACAAACCGAAAUAAAAAAUCCUUCCGCUGAGCCAUCGGCCGACGACUUUCUUGCCAGGGAAAGGGCUUUAUUGGGAGACGACGCUGAGCAGUUCACAACUAGUGAGGAUGCCGUAGCUUUUGCAGAACCAAGCGGUGACCUCCUGGGGCAGGAUAAAGUCGGCGAGUCAACCUUCGAAUCCCAGUUUCCCGACCUUGCUGGUCCCUCUGCAGGCACUGCUGGUCUACCUGGAAGUACCUCUAUCACUGGACCGUCCAUUAGUUACAAUUCAGGUUACCAGUCUCAUGUAGGCGAUGAGGAGGAGCCCGAGGUCAUCAAGCAGUGGAGAGAGCAGCGUGACGCACAAAUUGCCAAACGAGCUGAACAGUUUACUGCCCAGCGUGAGGAGACUAUCAAAGAAGCACAGCAGAAUAUUGACGAUUUCUACGAGAAUUACAACAGUAAGAAGGAAAAAGGAAUUGCACAGACAAGGAAGGAUGCCGAGCAAUUUCUCGCCAAUCGCGAAGAUACAGUUUCGGGCGGCACAAGUUGGGAUCGCAUUGCGAAGCUCGUCGAUAUAAGUGGUAAAAGCACCAAAGGGGGUGCAACUGGAUCCGGCAAGGAGCGCUUCCGCGAAAUGUUGACAAGCCUACGAAAAGACGAGAAGGCCCCAGCAGCUACGGGAUAUUGA
Metarhizium robertsii ARSEF 23 is the source of this 714-nucleotide messenger RNA. RefSeq names its product clathrin light chain. The transcript has 3 exons. Gene Ontology annotation, cellular component: clathrin coat of coated pit; clathrin coat of trans-Golgi network vesicle; plasma membrane. Gene Ontology annotation, biological process: clathrin-dependent endocytosis; intracellular protein transport; clathrin coat assembly. NCBI's taxonomy places the organism in Eukaryota, Fungi, Ascomycota, Sordariomycetes, Hypocreales, Clavicipitaceae. Gene Ontology annotation, molecular function: structural molecule activity; clathrin heavy chain binding. The record is from RefSeq and is a predicted model, not a curated record. The coding region runs from base 1 to 714 and encodes 237 amino acids.